UAGGUAGUUCACUUUGGUGGGUUGAAGCUGAGCAAAACAUCAGCUCGCGAUUGUACUAUUACCUUUGUGCUUUUUUGUCCAUUUUUUUGUAUCUAGCCUCGUUCUUCUUCAGCCAAACUCAGGAACUCAGUUACUGUGGAUUUUUGUUUCUUUUAUUGAAUCACUCACGCUUGUAGUUUUGCAGUGAGAAGGUAGAAUUAAAAGUCACUUUCUCAGGUGAUGGUAUUACAGGAAUGCAAUGCUAAAGAUUUGUUAUUUGGCGGAUCCGAAUUGUCCCUGUGCAGCUUUUGGUGAUUGUUAACAGGCUAUGCAAUGGGUAUGGUCUUGCUUUACGAAGAUGAAACUCCGACCAGGUAAUCUCUGUCCUUUCAAUUCUUUUUUGAUAUCUAUCUGCCAACCUCUACGGAAAAAGCAGCGCUCUUGGAAUCUCUGCAGCUGGAAUCGUUACUGUUGAGAUAAUGGACACAGACUACAGUUUGCCGCGGCUCUUUUAAAUGGUGAAGGCAUCCUGUUAAGAAAAGACAAGCGUUUUUAUUUGGAGCUAAUGGAAGCUUUGAAGGAAGGGAGAUCAGAGGUUUUUGCGGUGCCCGUCAAGCAAAAAAACGAUGGAGGUUGCCAUGAUUCUUGGCGUUGCGGUGGUGGCAGUCACUGCCUUGUUGACAUUCUCGAGUUUUUUCAACAAAUGGUACUAUGAGCCGGUGCUCAAGCCGGGACAGCCUCCACUUCCACCAGGUUCGCUUGGAUGGCCCGUCUUUGGCAACAUGGCUGCUUUCCUCAGAGCCUUCAAGUCUGGAAGACCGGACACUUUCAUGGCUCACUACGUUGCCAAGUUGGGUACUGUCGCAGUUUUCUCUCGCUUGUCUAACCGUCGCUUCUUCUUGGUUUCCAGGUACAAUCGAGUGGGUUUUUACAAGGCGUUUCUGUUCUGGCAGCCCACCGUCCUUGCUGCCACACCAGAGGCAUGCAAAUUCGUGCUCUCCAAAGACAGCUUUGAGACAGGAUGGCCGGAGAGCGCUGUUGAGCUCAUGGGACGAAAUUCGUUUGCGGGAUUAACUGGUGAGAGCCACUUCAAGCUCCGGAAGCUUACCGAGCCCGCUGUGAACAGUCCCAAAGCUCUAGAGCAGUAUGUGCCUCUCAUCGUCAACAACAUAAAAGCGUGCCUUGCGAGGUGGUCUGCGCAGGAUAAGAUCGUUCUUCUUACCGAGAUGAGAAGGUUCACGUUUCUAACUGUCCUCCACAUUUUAUAUGGGAAAGACUCCAGUCUCGACGUGGAUGAGACUUUCUCCUUGUACUACAUUGUCAACCAAGGCAUUCGUGCUCUUCCCAUCAACUUCCCUGGGACUGCCUACAACAAAGCCUUGAAGGCGAGGCGAAAGCUCAUCAAGCUUAUCCAGGACGUGAUCAACCAGCGAAGAGCUUCUGGAAAGCCACAGGAAACAAACAUUCUUUCGUUGCUCAUGGAUCAGCUAGAUGACAAAGGAGAGGCUCUGGAAGACGCUCAAAUCAUAGACGUGCUCAACAUGUACAUGAACGCUGGUCACGACUCGACGGCUCAUGUCAUCAUGUGGCUGAUGAUUUUCCUGAAGCGAAAUCCUGAUGUGCUCGAGAAAGUGAAGACCGAGCAAGAUGGCAUCGCUAAAUGCAUUUCAGAAGGGGAAAUGCUCAACCUUUCAGACAUCAAAAGAAUGCGCUACCUUUCUAGUGUUGUCGACGAAACACUGCGACUUGCAAAUAUAUCUCCAAUGGUCUUCAGAAGAGCCUUGGUAGAUGUCGAGUUUAAUGGCUUUACCAUUCCCAAAGGGUGGCAUGCGGAAGCGUGGCUAAGACAAGUACACAUGGAUCCACACGUCCACCCCGACCCAGAAAAGUUCGAUCCAGAGCGCUGGGAGAAAUAUGGAGCAUCUCCAUUCACGUUCAUGCCCUUUGGGAUGGGAAAUCGAACUUGUCCUGGUAACGAGCUUGCCAAGCUUCAAAUCUUCAUUGUCGUCCAUUACUUCGUUACUGGCUACAGGUGGACUGCCUUGAAUCCCAACAGCAAAGUUUCUUACUUGCCACAUCCAAGGCCACGAGACUUCUAUUCGGUAAGAGUUUCAAAACUCCUGUAAUUAUAAAAGAUCAUACAAAACACUUUUGAAUUGUUGAACGAUUAUUCCAAAUCAAUUAUGUUAAUUGAUUUUUAUUUAAGUAA
Molecule: messenger RNA, 2188 nt
Organism: Selaginella moellendorffii
Lineage: Eukaryota; Viridiplantae; Streptophyta; Lycopodiopsida; Selaginellales; Selaginellaceae
Product: ent-kaurenoic acid oxidase 1
Exons: 10
Coding region: 606-2105 (499 amino acids)
Biological process (GO): sterol metabolic process; brassinosteroid biosynthetic process; brassinosteroid homeostasis
Molecular function (GO): oxidoreductase activity, acting on paired donors, with incorporation or reduction of molecular oxygen; iron ion binding; heme binding
Source: RefSeq, a predicted model, not a curated record